AACAUGCACAUGAAGGAGGUCAUUGCUGGGCUCAAUGAGUUAGGUUUAAAACGCCGCUGAGAAUGCCAUUGGCUGCCCUCGUAUGGCUACAAGGUAACAUGGUCUGCGCCAGCCAAACUGAGGACGCCUGGUUUAUGGGAUUACCGGCGUUUGAGGACGGGGUUUGGACCGGCGAUCAGUCCGGCGAUCAUCCAUUGCAAACCAGACGCUUACCACUGGAAACUCCGCAUGAAAGUAGAUACUCGGUAGACGGGAGUCUUCGUACAUACAAUAUUGACGAUGGACUCACUGUCUGCCCUCGCGGCGAUCUUGCGCAAUAGUAUGCUGUCUCACAUGUCAAUCCAUCAGCUGAUUUCUUUCAUUGAACUGUCCUCUAACCUGAAACACAGCAUUGAACUUUACCAGCCACUGAAGGAGACAUCAGACGAUACAUCAAGUCCUCUUGUUUUAC
Molecule: messenger RNA, 451 nt
Organism: Suillus bovinus
Lineage: Eukaryota; Fungi; Basidiomycota; Agaricomycetes; Boletales; Suillaceae
Exons: 1
Coding region: 63-320 (85 amino acids)
Source: RefSeq, a predicted model, not a curated record